Messenger RNA from Haliotis rufescens (red abalone), 3491 nucleotides. RefSeq names its product PHD finger protein 14-like. The record is from RefSeq and is a predicted model, not a curated record. Bases 120 to 2873 code for a protein of 917 amino acids. The transcript is spliced from 24 exons. Gene Ontology annotation, biological process: regulation of transcription by RNA polymerase II. Lineage: Eukaryota; Metazoa; Mollusca; Gastropoda; Lepetellida; Haliotidae.
GCUAGGUGUCGCUGAUCAGGAAAACCACUUCCGAUUUUCGGCGCGUUGUUGUCAUUUGGCAUUUAUUACAGCAAUUGAUUUUCUGCAUCUAAACUAUUUCAGUUAAUAAUAUUGAAAAGAUGGAUGAUGAUCUCGGCAUUGACGGUGUUGAUCCAAGUGUCAGCUUUUUAUACAAGACUAUGUUUUCCCGAGAUCCAAAGAAGAGACGAGUAAAGCCUGUUCAAAAACAUCUGAUACAAGUAGAUUUUGGUGGUCUUGAUGAUAGUGAAGAAGACAGUGAUUUUGAAUUAAACGCCCAUAAAGAGGGUCACAACAGUGACAGUGGGGAGGAAGAAAGUGAUAAGGGAUCCAAGGAGUCCAGUGAAUCCAAAGAAGCAGCAUCCGAAGCCGAAAACGCUGAAGAAGAGGAGGAGGAAGAAGCAGCAGCAGAAGGGGAGGCAGAAUCCUCAGAAGGAAAUGAUGACGAUGAUGAUGAUAAUGGUGAUGACAGCAAUGAUGAGAGUAAUGAUGAGAGCUCUAGUGACAAUGAUGAAGAUGCAGACAGUUCACGUGAGGAGCCAGCCUUCAAUUUUUUCGGUGAUUAUGAUGAAGAUGAGGAUGAGGAUUAUGUUCCAAAGAAGAAGGAUAAGCAGAAAAAGGCUGUAGUAGACACAGUUGUUAAAUUGAAGUUGCCAGAGGCCAAGCUUCCACCUGUCUCUGAAACACAGCUAAAAGUCAACCAUGGCCACAUUAAAGUCCUCAUAUGUUGUGUUUGUCUGUCAGAUACAAAUGCUGACGAUGAUGAAAUAGUUGAAUGUGACAACUGCGGUGUGUCUGUGCAUGAAGGUUGCUAUGGUAUCAGUGAGAGUCAGUCUGCCGCCAGCACGGAGUCGUCUGCGAGCACGGAGCCCUGGUUCUGUGAUGCUUGCAAGGCUGGAGUGAAACCUCACUGCGAACUGUGUCCCAACUUUGGUGGUAUAUACAAGGAAACAGAUGCUGGCAAAUGGGUACACCUUGUGUGUGCUUUGUAUACCCCUGGUGUGGCGUUCGGAGAUGUUGACAAGCUCAGUCCCGUUACACUGUUUGAGAUGCCCUAUGUGCGAUGGGGAGCAAGGGAGUGUGCACUGUGUGAAGAUGCACGGUUUUGCCGGACUGGAGUGUGUAUUAGCUGUGAUGCUGGCAUGUGUAGAACAUACUUCCACGUCACAUGUGCUCAGAGAGAAGGUCUGCUGUCAGAAGCUUCACCUGAAGAAGUAAUGGAUAUAGCUGACCCUUUUUUUGCUUACUGCAAACUCCAUGCAGACAAAAACUCUGCUCGUGCGAAGAGACGCAACUGGCUUGCCAUCCAGUCUCAUGUCCGGCGCCACUCCGACAGAGUCCUGGAAGAUGAGAAAGAAAAGGUGGAACAUUCCGCAAGAUUUCACAGGAAACUCAACAGACAUCGACAGAAAUAUGCCAUCGCAAAGUCAAGGCGUCCGCCUUCAUGGGUGCCAACACAAAAGUUAGUGAGAUUUCUGACCUCAAGCCCGUCAGCAGUAAGAAGAAUGUUGAAAAAGGCUGAACUCAUGGGCGUCAUAACACAGGUUCAUAACUCCUCCCAUGGGCACGAGAAGCAAGAAACUCGGAAGAAGUUGCACAUUGCUCCUGCUCUAACAUCCGACUUCAUAGGCUACUAUCUUGAGAGGAACGCUCGUAUCGAGAACCUGAAGCAGAACAUGAAGGAUCUCCUCACACAGAAUGAUAAACUCAAAGAUCAAGAGAAAAUACUCCGCAGCCAGUAUGAUCAACUGUUUGCUGCUCUAGAGAAACACAAAGAGUCUACAACCAAGCUGAGAAAGGAAGGGGAGAAAAUGUGGGAUAACCUGUCAGAAACUGGUGGAAAGGUAACCAUGAAAGUAAACAUUCCCGAAAUGUUUCGUCCAAAGAACGUCCCUCGAUCACCAACAAAGAAGGAAACGCCCAAAUCUCCACCUGCUGUCAUUCACAAGUGCGGCAUCUGUGUGUUGACAACAGACCAGCAUCUGCUGGCCAAGUGUGACAGUUGUAAGAAGCACUACCACUUGGGCUGUCUCGACCCACCUCUCACCAGAAUGCCCAAGAAGACCAAAUUACAGGGAUGGCAGUGUUCCGAGUGCGUCAGCUCCAGCAGUGAUGAGUCGGUGGAGAAGAGUAACGUCAAUGUUGAUGCUCCUCGACGCUUACGUGAAACCAUCAAACAACCUCAGAAGUUUGUCAACAUGCAGAGACUUGAGAUGCUGAAGUAUUCCUUGCAGAAAGAGAAGAGGAACAAAAGCAAGAGUGUCAAGAGGAGCAGCAGCAGCAGCAGCAGCAGCAACAGCAGGAAGAAGAAGAUUGUAGAACCAGAGAAACAGGAAGAAGAGGUGGAGAUAAUUCCUACUCCUGUACCUGAACCAGAGCCGGAACCAGAGCUGGAACUGGAGGAGCCAGAGCCAGAGCCAGAGCCAGAACCAGAACCAGAACCAGAACCAGAGCUGGAACAAGAACCGGUUUUAGAACCACCACCAAAGAAAACCAAGAUGACUCCCACCACUUCUGCCCCAAAGAAGCCUACAAAACCUAUAAAAGAAGAGGAGCAGAGAACACUGUGUGUUGUGUGUAACCAACCUGGAUCCAACAGCAACCUGGUCAGCUGUGAUGAGUGCCAGCUGUGUUACCACUUCCAGUGUCUGAAUCCCCCCACCAGAAAGUCCCCCAAACCCCGAGGGUACACGUGGCACUGUGAAGCCUGUGACCCCACAGAUGAGUCGACCUCUCCAGAGAAAGAGACACACACGAAAUGGACGAUGAUGAUGAAGAUGAAGGUACCGGCGAGGGGGAAGUCCACACGCGACCGUCGUCUCCCGAAGAAGUUAUGGAACAUGUGGAAAUUGUGAAUCUAGGUGAUGAGGAUGCUGAUGUUGAUGUUGAAGAGGAGGAGGAGGAUAUUGUACAGAUUGACGACAGUGACUAACAGAUAUGACAAUCCAGCAGCGGAUCAAAACUGACAUGUUUCACGUAAUAUGUAAAAAUAAUGGCCAACAUUCAUUAAAUCAAAUCAGUGUUUUAAAAGUCAGUGUAGGCAGAUAUGGCUGACAGCAUCUUCCGGAGGCAUUUAUGUCCACUUGCCUGAAAACUUGGCAAACUUGGCACUUUUUUGUAGUAGUGGUCAGCCUCUCUUUUGGUAGAUAUAUUAAGUAAAUAUGAAUGUGAAUGAGACAAAUUUUAAAUUAUCUUCCACAUUCUUUUGUUUACUUGUCCUUUGGUGGUUCUUGUUGUAGAGAAGUGAAAAUUUGCUGGUCAGAUUUAUUUCAAUCAGUAUUGAUGGUGUAAAAUGUUGAAACGUGGACACAUGUUACUGUGCAGCAAAGAGCAGAGGUGCUGCCAACACACAUACUGUAACUGGAUUACUUCCCCUUGCCUGAUAGCCCACUCAAGGGUUCAUGUACUUUCUGUUCAGUGCUUAUAUAUUUUCACAUUAAAUAGUGUCAUGACUUUUAUGACAUACAUGGAUA